Molecule: messenger RNA, 831 nt
Organism: Coffea eugenioides
Lineage: Eukaryota; Viridiplantae; Streptophyta; Magnoliopsida; Gentianales; Rubiaceae
Product: protein SENESCENCE-ASSOCIATED GENE 21, mitochondrial
Exons: 2
Coding region: 223-516 (97 amino acids)
Biological process (GO): response to stress
Cellular component (GO): mitochondrion
Source: RefSeq, a predicted model, not a curated record
GCCCUAAUGAAACCUGAAAAGCAAAGCCCUUUCGCUUCAUAAUACAACAGAGAGACAGAAGGAGGGGAGGUUAAAAAAAACGUUCAUAAGACGCUGCUGCAGGAGUUCUAUUCCCAUCCCCAAGUAAAACUUUCUGCAGCAGCUCUAUCAUCCAUCCAAUUAUUAAUAUAUAUAAUCGGGUAUAAUUUUCCGUCCUCUUCGUAUCCAUCCAAACAAACAAUAAUGGCACGCUCCUUCCCCAACGCAAAGCUCAUCUCAGCUUUCGUUGCCCAAAGGAUCUCUGUCGCUGCGAGCAGGCGGGGAUAUGCAGCAGGUGCAUCACAGGGAGCGGUGCCUGGUAGCAUGAGAGGAGGAAGCAACGCGAACAUGAUGCGGAAGAAAGGAGGGGAAGAGUCGAGCAGCAAGACCACCUCGUGGGUGCCGGACCCCGUGACCGGAUAUUACAGGCCUGAGACACACGCCGCCGAGAUUGAUGCUGCUGAGCUCCGCAACAUGCUCUUGAAGCACAAGAAUUGAAAAAGAAACCCACAAAAUGGGGGAGGCUCUCAACUCCCAACAGUUCUUGGUAAAGACGUGGAGGGAUCAGUUUUCGCCUUCUUUAGUUCUGGUCCAAGACUAGUGCCUUUUUUUUUUUUUUUUUUUUUUUUUUUUUUAGGGGGAGUGGUUUUACUUGGUAACCUCAUUUCGUUUGAUGAAACGUUGGAAUUGUCAAUUGUUUGUUGUAUUACUGCUACAACCAAUAUACAUCUCCCUUAGGCCUCAUGUGUAACGACUGGUGGGGUUAGCACCGAGUAAUUCAUGCGGGUCAUAUUCAUUUUAGCUUUUUAGCCU